GCUCAGCUGUCUGCCAGUCACUCAUCCAUUUUAUCUUUCCUGUAGAGCACAGCACUUGCAGCUGGGAUUUACAUAUCUGCAGUACCUCCUCUUCCUGCAGAAAUAGAUUCACCAAGUAGUUUGGGUGAUGAACAACAGUAUGAUGACACAGGUUUUAUAACAGGGAUGGAUCUUCAAACACAGCAGUUCUCUUCGACUGAGAAAGAAAAGAAAGAAAUGGAAAUGCAGAAAGCUUAUUCAAGCUCUCAGGCUGGACAAGGGAAAGACACUAGAAGAAUGCAUGUAUUCCUUCUUUAUGGGCUGGUGGUCAUAUGCUUUGUGAUGUUGGUUGUACUCAUCGUUCUGUUCUUGGGAAAAUACUCAGAAAUUUCGCAGGAGUUAAAAGAGCUGCAUUUUAACAAUUCCGAGAUGACAAUGACUGUUUUAAAGGACCUGGAUGAUAUCCGAGCAAAGCAAGACAUUAUUCAAAAAUCUGUGAGAAAUGAUUUUACUGACCUUCAGGACAUCACUGCAUCUAUCUGCAAAAAACUCUCAAUCAGUCAUUCAUCAUGCCCAUCCAAAUGGACGGCCAAAGAGAAUGCCUGCUAUUACUUUUCAUCUGGGACAAGAACCUGGAGUGAGUCUCAGUCGUACUGUAUUGAACAGAGGGCUUAUUUGGUCUCUGUGGAAUCUGAUGAGGAACAGGUUUUUCUGAGAAAUGCCAUCACUUCCAGAGGGACAUACUGGUUAGGUGCAACUGACAUAUCACAAGAUGGGAAAUGGAGAUGGAGUGAAGAUGAUAAGCUUGUAACUAUUAGCUUUUGGGAUAUCGGGGAGCCAAAGAAGGGUUAUAACAAGGACUGUGGAAUCAUGUACCCCAAUGGGUCAUGGGCAGCUGCUGCAUGUUCCAUUUCAUAUCACUGGAUUUGCAAAAAGCACCUCAUCUGCUGAUAUGUGUCUUGGACCAGCUCUUGGGACAUGACUGUUCUGUUUUACAUUUCCCUAUGCCAUACUGGAAUGCAUUCAAACUCCCUAGCACCUAAAUUGAACAUUAUAUCUUUUGUCGUUUAUCCUUUCUUCUGGGCCUGAAAGAAUUCUAUAUGCUAAUUUAUACUCUCACAUCAUCCAUGACAGACCUAAGAAUUUCCUUGCCCAUGGAUAAGGUGGGUGCAGGAUUGACUGCUUUGUGUAAGGCAGAAAUGUCCAUAAUGCAAGGUGAUUGCAUUUUUUUGCUUUUCUGAGCAUUCUAGCACUAGACAAAGAAAAAGGUCAGGCUCAGCUUAGAACUAAGUUUCAGCAAGAAAAACCUCACAAAAUCUCAAAUCUGGGUUGCAGAAUCUCAAAUCUGGAUUGCAGAAUCCAGGACUUUUCCUCUCAUUUAAAAAAGCUGAAGAAGUAUUUUAACUGGAUUGACAGAAUCAGCAAGUGCCUAUUACGUAAACAGCAGAGGAGAAGAAAUAAAUACUUCAAAUAAUACAGACUUAGCAGAAGGUAUGUUUGCAGUCACCAGUAACAUUGCCUUCACUAGCCAGUAGGUGACUGUGCUGUCCUUGUCACCACCAUAUUUCACAAGACAAUGUCAAGGGCAGUGCACUAGUCAAGGAGGGAAAAUCCCGCAGCAAAAUAUAGUUGCCUGUAAACAGAACACAAACUGGAGGAAAUACUUUCAGAACCAUGAACAUGGCUGUAAGAAAGCUAUCUGCUUCCUCCAAAAUACUUACAUACUUUCCAUGCUUCACAAUCGACUCAAGUAUCUGAUAUUACUGGUAUAAAGAAGAUAGCAUCGUGAUGGGUUUGGCUUCCUUCCUGCACAUUUCUGGAGGAACAUGUCAAGAGAGUUCAAGCUCCCAACUGCCAUAGAGAAACUAUCUUACCACCAGCAGCAUAAUGGCAAAGAUCUUUGUAGACUGUGUUUAGGAAUCUUCUCUAAUGGCAGAAAGUCAGCAGAACAGCCAUUGGGUCAGACAAACAGAAAGGGUACUGUGCCAUGCUAGGUGCUAUGUGUUUGUUAUCUUUUUUAAAUGCCACCGUCACAUAAGCAGAUGUUCUUUUUUAGGAGGACUUCAGAGAUUAUCGUAAAUAGGAACAUCUAGUGAUUGCUGAGAGAGAAGUGAUUUACCCCUAUGUAUUAAUCUUGUCUCUGUAAAGGUAGCAGGGCGGGUCACAUGAUGUUAUCUUCCUAAACUGCUAUUAUUUUAGGACAUUUUUUUUAAGUUUUAAAAAUGACACCACUUUUCAUAAUCCCAAAAGGAAAAUUUGCAAGUUUAUUUUGAUUGCCUUAUAGCAUUUUGUAAUCAGCUUUAGCUUGUUCUUAUUCACUAAUCUUGAUAUGUAUGUAGUUCUGAAAUUAUUUCCUUUUCAGUGGUUGGAUGAUUCAUUAUUUGCAUUAUUAUGUACUAGAUUUUAAAUGGUUUGAUCAGUUAUCUUUCAUAUCACGUUCAAUAAAAGCUUAUUGCAGUUG
Sphaerodactylus townsendi is the source of this 2440-nucleotide messenger RNA. Its product is annotated as CD209 antigen-like protein C. The record is from RefSeq and is a predicted model, not a curated record. Lineage: Eukaryota; Metazoa; Chordata; Lepidosauria; Squamata; Sphaerodactylidae. The transcript has 9 exons. The coding region runs from base 166 to 930 and encodes 254 amino acids.